GGGAGCCAAUACCUGAAAUAUGAAUACUACCACCACUACUCUUUAAUUUAUGAGCAAUAGAGGCUCAGCUCAAACCAUGUUAAAGGCCUCCCCGGCCCCCGCUGAGGGGAAUAUUUAGAGUCUGUCAACUUUCCAUCGCUCUUACGUUCGACGGAUUUUCUACCACCUCCUCCUGCGAUGGAUCGCGUAAACCCCUCUUUGGGUACUGUCUCGUCAGCCCAAUACAUUGGUGUAGGGAUACCUUCCAUUGUCCUUUCCAUCUGUUUUGUAGCGAUCCGGUUAUCGAAUACCUGGAGGCAGGAAAAGAAGUUCCUGAUUGAAGAAUAUAUUUGCAUCCUUGCGAUCGCCUUGUCAAUCCUUGUCUUUGCGCUAGAAAUAUACGUAGAGAGGACGUACGAGGAAGAAACACGAAAAGAAAUCUCAGCAUCAGAGACCAUAAAUAUAUCUACAUCGUUUUUCCUAAUUAUGGAAAUGGCUCAAACUAUUAUUGCGGCUUUCCUAUCCUUUUUCGCCAAGAUACCCCUAUUUAUGCUUUACAUCCGCCUCUUUGGAUCUAUCAAGUGGGUUCGGAUGACAUGCUAUUUUUCGAUUGCUGUCACACUUUUGCAAUUCACAAUAGGUUCGUCCCUAUUGGGGGUAUUUUGCAAUCCGGCUGGAAGCAAAGUUUUAAGUCCGUUUGGCGUCUAUCGAUGUAGUACCUGGAUUUUCUACGUUGUGCUGUGGAACGGAGCCAUCGCACUGGUCACCGAUAUAAUACUCUUUGCUCUCCCAUUCCCGAUCAUCACCAAGCUGCAGCUUCAACGCCGAAAAAAACUAAACCUGGCCAUCGUGUUCAUGGCUGGAAUUGUUAUUGCGGAAUGCUGUGUAGCAAUUAUGAUCAGCUGUGUACCCGCCAUCCCGCCAUUCUGGGCCAACCAUUUCUCAAAAAUGACAUUUUAUCUACGAAUACGGUCUGCGAUAUCAAACCUACUUGCACGCAAAAGUAAAACUCCCAUGAGUAGUUGUGAGAACCUUCAAGAACACACCAGCAAUGAAGAAAAUAACAGCCAUCGCCUCGCCCGGCUCAACGAUGAGAGUGCCACUAAGAAGUCUCGCGAUAUGAGAUUUGAGAGCUCUGGAAGCUGGUUGGCUGUUUAAUGCACCAUAAAUAUCCCCCUGUCAUCGCCAAAAUACAGAGAAUCUUUAGAUUGAUAAUGGCCUAAGACAGCUUUAACACUUGCCGUGAUCCGGAGCAUUAUCGCGAGGUAGAGCAAGAAACAUCGAAACAACGGAGCUGUUUCGUGAGGAACUCUGACUAGGUAGCCACUUAGCUCCAGGAACUAGAGCUAGAUAUGCGGAAUGUAUCCUCCUAGGUAGAUAUCUCACCUGAGGCUAUGGCAAGCAGCACGUUCACCAUUAAUCCAUUUAGCUAGGUACUAGGUAACUCGUUAGUUUGCCCCUGAGCACCCAAACUACGGACAAUUCAAUGUUAUCAAGAUUUUGAUGGGUCGUGUCGAGUAAUUCAUAGAUGUCUUU
This is a messenger RNA of Daldinia caldariorum, 1515 nucleotides long. RefSeq lists its product as uncharacterized. The record is from RefSeq and is a predicted model, not a curated record. The transcript has 5 exons. Bases 178 to 1137 code for a protein of 319 amino acids. Lineage: Eukaryota; Fungi; Ascomycota; Sordariomycetes; Xylariales; Hypoxylaceae.